Annulohypoxylon maeteangense is the source of this 1166-nucleotide messenger RNA. RefSeq names its product serine hydrolase FSH. The record is from RefSeq and is a predicted model, not a curated record. Bases 265 to 1017 code for a protein of 250 amino acids. The transcript is spliced from 4 exons. Lineage: Eukaryota; Fungi; Ascomycota; Sordariomycetes; Xylariales; Hypoxylaceae. Gene Ontology annotation, cellular component: cytoplasm; nucleus.
UUUUUUAAACACACACCGGGUUUGGAUUCGGACUCGCAGGGUCUCAGUUCCAGCCCAGGAUAUCAAGUAUCUUCUACGUAAACCGAUUAACACGUAAGCUUUAACCUGGCUGAGUCUUCCUAUUCUUCAAUGCACCUAUUCAUCUUACUACAUUCCUUGCCUUUUAUGCUUGUUUCUUAUGGACGGGAACCCGCCUAACUCUAAGAAAUUUUGGUGUAACUAGGUGCACGGUUCUGAGAAGCUAACUCACGCUACCUAUCCAUCAUGAAGUUCUUGUGUCUACCAGGCGCCUAUGGAAGCGCUGAUAAAUUCCAAGUUCAACUAGCGCCGCUAGUGAACGAGAUGAUGUCCGAUGGUUCUGCCUCAUUUCGUUUCGUUGAUGCUCCGUGCGAAGCCGUCCCUCCGGAGGGAUUCGAAGACUUCUUCGGAAAACCUCCAUACUACCGAUUCAUCGAACCCGAUGAUAAAGAAUCAAAAGACACCGAUGUCUUGUCUCGAAUUCGAGAUUUCCCCGAAUGCGAUACUGCUGAGGACACGAUGCGAGAACUCAUGAAAGAAGGCGUUGCUAGUAGUGUUCUCAGCACGAAUCGCGCUAUCCAAUACCUGUUUGAAAUCUGUGAGAAAGAAGGCCCGUUCGAAGGAAUCAUCGGAUAUUCAGAGGGGGCUACUGUCGCUUCAACUUUUCUUCUCGCCGAGCAGAAAAGAUUUGAAGAUACCGGCAGACUUCCUCAGAUCAAGUGUGGCGUCUUUUUUGCCGGUUGGCCGCCUCUAGACCCCUCCACCUUCGCCAUGGUUCUCUCAGAUGAGUCUGAUCUCAUGAUCAAUAUUCACACCUGUCACAUUAUUGGUUCCCUUGACCCGUAUGUUGCGGGUUCGAUGGCUCUCUACAACACUUGCGAACCUGACACGGCAUACAUUUUCGACCAUGGUAAAGGACACACUCUUCCCAGAGAAAAAGGUGUGAUCAAGGAGUUAGGGGAUGUUAUCCGUACGAUGAUGGAGGAGGCGUCAGCAUAGACACAUUUUUAGAUGAUAGAAUUCGCCGUAGACUCCUUUACUUGUGGUUUUCUCUCCCGAGUCCGGUUUUCUGUAUAUAAAACUUACUACAUGCAGAAAGGGUUCCUACCUACCUAGAUACAACAAUAUAAUUACCGACGCUUGCAUAA